Messenger RNA from Passer domesticus (house sparrow), 1993 nucleotides. It is a transcript of the gene CEP70, whose product is annotated as centrosomal protein 70. Gene Ontology annotation, cellular component: centrosome. Gene Ontology annotation, molecular function: gamma-tubulin binding. Lineage: Eukaryota; Metazoa; Chordata; Aves; Passeriformes; Passeridae. The transcript has 16 exons. The record is from RefSeq and is a predicted model, not a curated record. Bases 115 to 1872 code for a protein of 585 amino acids. Gene Ontology annotation, biological process: cilium assembly; regulation of microtubule cytoskeleton organization.
GCCCGCGCAGCGCCGCCCCGCGGCCCGCCCGCCCGGCGCUCCCGCCGCUCCGCUCCCGCCCCGGCGGCUCCGCGGCCUGAGGAGCGGCCCCUCUGCUGCCCUGCGGCCCUCGCCAUGACCGAGGAGAAGGCAGAGUGGGAAAGCCUGAACAGGAUAUUAAUGCGUCAUGGGUUGAAACCCGUGAGUCUUGCUGCCCCCGAAAGCUGCGGAGAUACGUCAGAUAUGAUUGUCCUAGACCAUCAGUCUUCUCAAGAAAUAAGACUUGCAUUAAAAACGCUGGUGGAAGACACUGAGCGACAGCAGAAGGUGAUGCAGGGCCUUAUGGAGGCAAAUCGAUGUCUUAGAGAUGUGGUACAACUGGAACAAGGUCGGGCAUCUCGGCAGGAGCAACGGGCUAAUGAUUUGGAAAUUGUGGUGAAAAACAUUAAGGCCAAAAUUUGUCAGCUAGAAGAUGAAACAAUAGCUAAAGCGUGCCAGCAACAGAACCAAGUCAAGGAACUUCAAAAAGAGCAACAGGCUUCACGGGUAAAAUACCAACAGCAGCAGGAAAAGCUGCAAGAACAGGAGGAGAUCAUUGCCUGCUUGCAGAAGGAGCUGAGCAGAGUUGGGAGGGAGGAGCAGCAGCGAGCUGACACUCAAAACAAAAUGUUUUGUCAGUUUUGCAAAAGAGCUCCCAAGUCUGUUCUGGAUCAGCGGUACCUUUGUCUAAUUGACUAUUAUGAAUCUCAAAUUAGUCACAUUAAAAAGGAGCUGAGGCAAUAUAAAAAAGAUGAAGACGAGGUGCAGAGAGAAGUAAAAAACAAGGACGAGUUCUUAAAUCUAGAUGCUACUCCUAAUUACAAAGCACUGCUCAUGUCUUUCCAGAAGCAACUUACUGAAACAAAAGCCAAGAAUGAACAGCUUGUGCUUGAAAAUAUAAAUCUCAAGAAAAACUUGGAAAUAAGCAAGCCAACUGCACAGGAAUUAAAAUUUUACAAGCAUCAAGUGAAGAAACUACAGAAAGCUUUAAAGAAAACUGACCAAUUUUCAGGGAGUAGGACUGGAGAAAAAAAAGAAAAGAAAGACUCUGGGAGUGUUGCAAGAGUGGAUGAGCUUCAGGGAGCUUGCCAGCAAUACUUGCAGGUUUUGUCCCAUAUUGAUUCUAUUUUGCAAAGCCCAAGAGCUCCUCCAUUAAUAUUCCGGCCCAGCAAAGGGUCAGUGCAAAAUAACCUGAAAGAGAAUGGACAGGGAUGUGGAUUUGAGCACCUUCCACUCACUAUAGAAAUGUGGGCAGAUCAGCUCAUAGCCCUAAAGGAUUUGCAUAAGUCCUUGAGAAAACUGUCUCUGGAAUUGCUGCCUUGGAACACUAAAGAUCCACAGGAUAACAGAGAAUCCAUACGAGUUGAAGACCUCCAGUUGCUAGUAGAUGCAAUUUUGGAAGAACUAGAACAUAAGGAAAAGAACAGCCAGACACAGUCCUUGCAAACCCUGUCUGCCAUAGUGUCUCACUUCCAGAAGUUGUUUGAUGUGAAUUCUCUGAAUGGUGUUUAUCCACGGAUGAACGAGGUGUACAUAAAGCUGGGGGAAAUGACCAACGCCAUGAGGAACCUGCAUGAGCUCCUGGAACUAGACAGUUCAGCUCCACCCACUGUGGUAGUGGAUACUGUUGGGAAACUGUGUGACAUCAUUAAUAAGAACGUGACUGAGCAGGUACAGCAGCUUCUGGGCACCCAAGACAUCCACAGUAUCAUCACUAAGCUUGAAGAACAUGAGUGCUUCUUUCCACCCUUUCAAGCUCUCAUUCAAGAUUUGCUGUGUCUUCUAGAGAUCAGUAACGUGGAUGAUAUUUUACCUGCAGUACAAAACCUGAAAUGGGAAGCUGGUUAUGGGUGACUCUCCUCUUCCUGAGCAAGAUUUCUCUUACCUGUGAAUGUACCUCUUGGUGCACAUGCAGCUACCUCCUAAGCAAUAAUUCCAGAUUUUUUUACAUAAAUAAAAGUUGCUGCAUUUUUAA